GGCAAAUCUUCUUCUGCAGGCGGUAGAAUUAGGAGGCGACACAAGUGUUUCAUCUUGGUUCGUAGCUGACCGACUAGAUUCCCCCCAGUGUGUCUAGUGCAGUAAAAUGUUCGACUUUCUCAGCGACGGUUUCAGAUUUCUGGCUCCGCUCGCCUCCUGCGCCGGUUUGCCAGAGCGAACCCUGAUGGAUCCCUCGCCACACUCGAGCCUUACUGCGCUACGCGGAUCUACAGCGUUAAAGGUGCUGCUCUUGGCAGGUGGAGCAUUCGUAGCAAGUCGUCAGUGGAAACUCAACAAAAGUUACCGAGAGCUGACCGAGCGUGUCUCCACCGACUCCAGCAAGAUGCGGAGAAUACUGUGCCUGCUGCGAGAAAAGGAGGACGAGGUAGACAGCCUGAAAAUGCUCCUACGUGAGAGUGAAGUGGCUCUGCGAGAGCGUCCCAGGCAAGAACUGCUAAUUGAAGAGUUGCGGAAACGAGGAAACCUCUGCGAAAAGUGGGGCGCCGGCUGCGAGCUGCGCGGUGAGAUCGGCGCACUGAGGGAGCAGUUACGCGACUACGCGAGGGACAAAGAAGCAUUCUCUUCCAGAAUGAAUCACUUGGAAAACGAGAAGCAGAAAGUGCAGACGGAGGUGUGCGAAAUGCGUGAAAAGCUGCGCACCCAAGACGAAGUCUUCGAAGAGCGCGCCGCCGAAAUCACACAGAUCAAACGCCGCGCCCGACGGAGAGACGAACAUAUCGCCAAGUUCAUGGAGGCGAUGCGCAAUAUGGAACGACAGAUACGUUCAAUCCAACAGCAGAUGUGGGAGUGCCUGAGGGAGAAAGAGGCUCUCCGCGCCGAACUCGAAAACUUCAAACGACAAAAGUUGGCGGAGGAGCAAGUGCGGCAGAAGGUACUCCUCGAGGUAGUGCAAGAGGUCUUGAAGGGCAGAGGCAUGGGCAUCAUCAAGGGCAAUAACAAGGAUUGUCAGAUUCAGCAGGAAGACAAGGAAGAAGAACAGUCUGGGGAAUUAUCAAAAAUGAGAUUUGACCCAGAAUAUAUUAAUGUGUAUGGAAAGUAUGAAGUUGGCCACUUGUUGGGGAAAGGUGGUUUUGCCGAGGUGAGAGUUGCACGAAGGAGAGGAGACAACAUACCUCUCGCUAUCAAGUUUGCACAUUUACAAGUUGGAGAGCCGUGGAUCCAGCUGCCAGGUGAACCAAACAAUUACCCUUUGGAGGUUGGCCUCAUGAAGAUGACCACUGCUAGCCCUCCUUAUCCCCAUGUAAUCCAGUUGCUUGACUGGUUCAUAGGCCCAAACUACAUAGCUAUUGUCAUGGAACUGCCCAAGUGUCCCAUGAACCUUGCCGAGUUCAUGAUGAGCCAAGGGGGCUUCCUGAAUGAAGAGCAUGCAAAGAGGAUCUUCAGUCAGGUGGUGGAUGCCAUCUGUUUUUGCCAUGCUUGCUGGGUGUUCCACCGAGAUAUGAAACCAGAUAACAUUCUGAUCGAGAUGACCACUGGGAAUGUUAAGCUGAUUGACUUUGGCUGUGGGGCCAUACUAGAGCCAGAUGAGGACUAUGACAACUUUGCUGGCACCCUGUUUUAUGCCCCGCCGGAGUGGUUGGUAGUGAAGAGGUACAGAGCAGUCCCUGCAACGGUAUGGUCACUGGGGGUCACGAUGUUUGAGGUUCUGUGUGGACAUGUGCCUUUUAGGGAUAAAAAGGAGAUCAUGAAUGGCACAUUUGGCUUCUCCAGAGAACUCUCCACAGAGUGCCAGGACCUGAUCAACGGUUGCCUUUCAUUUGUUCCACUAAGCCGGCCAACCUUGGAGGAGAUCCAGAUUCACCCCUGGAUGGCUUAAAAGCAGUCUGAGCAGGCGAGUGACCCCAUUGUCCAGCUUUAAAGUAUGUUCUACAACAUCAAGCACUGUGUCUAAUGUAAAUGCUUAAGACUUUUUCAACAAUGACAGUAGACAGUGAAGAUGGAGAAAGCAAGAAGAG
This is a messenger RNA of Polypterus senegalus (gray bichir), 1976 nucleotides long. RefSeq names its product probable serine/threonine-protein kinase MARK-A. Gene Ontology annotation, biological process: protein autophosphorylation; regulation of mitotic cell cycle; negative regulation of apoptotic process. Bases 107 to 1837 code for a protein of 576 amino acids. Gene Ontology annotation, molecular function: ATP binding; protein serine/threonine kinase activity. The record is from RefSeq and is a predicted model, not a curated record. Lineage: Eukaryota; Metazoa; Chordata; Cladistia; Polypteriformes; Polypteridae. Gene Ontology annotation, cellular component: cytoplasm. The transcript has 8 exons.